AUGGAGCAAGAGUGUGGGGAGCGACCUCUUCGCAUCCGGCUGUACAGGGCCAGCUUCCUUGCAAACACCUAUGCAGCUGCUUGGGAGCCAUCCCCUUCCCCAGUUGCAGGCAGUGGAGCAACAACAGUAUCAUGUGAAACUGUAUCUUCCUCUGUGCACAACUUUUCCACAGAGAGGAAGGUUUUGGAGUGGGUUGAAGGAAUGUAUGGUAGAAACAUUCCUACUACAGACAAUAUACCCUCUGCACCCCCCUACUGGAUGAUUCAAGAUGGUGGUGGAGCUUCCCCAACCUUGCACAGUAGCCCCCUGCAGUCAAAGCAUUUGUUACAGAUGCGUAAAUGUAGAAGCCUGAGUGUCACAGACGUCCAUCCCUGUCGUCCACGUAGCAGCUGGGGUAUACCAGAUAGCAUGGAGAAGGAAGACAUCUUUGAGGAAGAUGGCUACUCUGAGGAUGAUGAGUAUUCUUCAUCAGAAGAGAGUGAGUUAGAUGUUCGGCAAAGAGAGACCAGAGCAAGAUCCUGUAGGGCAAGCCCCCAGAUCCAACGAAAUGUCCGACCUCGCACCUCUCCUUUCAUGCCAAGCCCUCCUUCCAGAUGUCGAUGCCCCCAACUUAACUCCCCACCACCCACAUGCAAUGUUAAAAAGAGAAAAACACUAAACCCUCUAAACAGCUCUAGAAAUGAGUUGGAUGCUGCUAACAGGAGGAUUGCAGCCAUUGUGCACCCACAUAAAGGGGGUUUUGAUGUAAGGGGGCACCCACAAACUCAACAACCAAGGAACAUGCGAUAUGGGCAGCCCCUCAGCCCAACACCAUCUCCUCCUGCAUCAAGUUGCUGCUGUUGCUCCAAUAGACCAUAUAGUGCAGGUUCUAUUCCACCAAUACGCUGCCACAAACCUACAACCUCGUCUCUGAGUCCAUACUCUUGUCUGCCGCCUACAAGACUAAGACGCCCAGACUCUUCUGGAGAUGUUCUUCUGGCUCUCAGUCAAGAGGAGCGUGAAGUUAUUGAGGCUGUGACAUCACUGGGAUACCCACUGCGCAGAGCUAUGAUUGCACUUCAGAAAAUGGGAGGACAGAGUCUGGAACAGGUCUUAGGAUACUUAGGAGCCACAGAUCGACUCUGUAAAGUUGGAUAUGAAGAGUCUCUUGUGGAAGAAGCCAUGGAAAUGUUCCAGAAUUCUGAGAUAAAGGCAGCAGAGUUUCUUCGUCUUUUGUCACAGUUUAAUGACAUGGGCUUCCAACAAGAAGACAUUAAAGAAGUUCUCCUUAUCUAUAAUAACCACAGAGAUCGCUCUCUAGAGGAACUGAUGAUGAGAGCUCAAUGA
This is a messenger RNA of Bombina bombina (fire-bellied toad), 1326 nucleotides long. RefSeq names its product ubiquitin-associated protein 1-like. Lineage: Eukaryota; Metazoa; Chordata; Amphibia; Anura; Bombinatoridae. Gene Ontology annotation, biological process: ubiquitin-dependent protein catabolic process via the multivesicular body sorting pathway. The record is from RefSeq and is a predicted model, not a curated record. The transcript has 6 exons. Gene Ontology annotation, molecular function: ubiquitin binding. Gene Ontology annotation, cellular component: ESCRT I complex. The coding region runs from base 1 to 1326 and encodes 441 amino acids.